CCUCAAGAUCUUGGAGCGAGGGGAUCUCCAAGAGGCAAUGGCGACGGAACGAGAGAAGGAGAGGGAGGCGGAGCUCGAGAGCGCAAUGUACACCAACUGCCUCCUCCUAGGUCUCGACCCGGCCAUCAUCGGCGGCGGUGGGAGCCCGAGGGUGGGUCAUUUCCGCCACUCCAACCCGCGCUUGGGCGAGCAGCUGCUCUACUUCCUCCUCUCCGCCCUCCGUGGCCCCGCCCAGUCCGCUAAGGAUUUCGAUAAGGUCUGGCCGAUCUUCGAUUCCGCACAGUCCCGAGAAUUCCGAAAGAUUGUACAAGGGAUAAUAAGCGAGCUAGAGUCGCAAGGGGCUCUACCGAGGAGUAAUUCUAGGGUUUCCUCCCUCGCAACUUGUUGUGGACCGAGAUUUGUUGAGCUUUUGUGGCAACUUUCUGUGCAUGCCUUACGGGAGGUUCAUAAGCGAACAUUUGCUGCUGAUGUGGCUUCUAACCCAUUGCCAGCUUCACUGACGGAUGUUUCAUACCUACAUGCUGCUGCAUUACUUCCUGUGACUAAGGCUAGAAUAGCUCUUGAGCGAAGGAGAUUCCUAAAAAAUGCUAACAUUGCUGUUCAUAGGCAAGCUGCAUGGUCAAACUUAGCUCAUGAGAUGACAGCUGAGUUCCGUGGUCUAUGUGCUGAAGAGGCCUACUUGCAGCAAGAGUUAGAAAAGCUCCAGGAUAUGAAAAACAAAGCUAAGUUGGAAGGGGACUUGUGGGAUGAUCGUAUCUCCAGUUCUUCCAAUCAGAACUCCCACUUGGUUUCCAAGGCUACUCGCCUUUGGGAGUCACUAUUAGCUCGGCAGAGCCAACAUGAAGUUCUAGCUUCUGGCCCAAUUGAGGAUCUCAUAGCUCAUCGAGAGCAUAGGUACCGCAUUUCUGGGUCGUCUUUGCUUGCAGCCAUGGAUCUAAAUUCACAUACCUCUUCUCCUGGGUUAGAUACUCGGGAAAAAAGAGACUCAUCUCAGUUCCAAGAGCAAAGUGAUGAUCUUUCUAGGAUGGAUGAUCAAGGUGGAGGAGUUUAUCCUACUGUUGAUGUAGCUGAAAUUCUUAGACGUUGGACUCAUGCUUUACAACGUAUACAUAAGCAGUCGCUUAAUUUGGUGAAAGCUAAUGAAGGGGAGGGCCCGGAACUACUUCGUAGUGCAUCUGACAGCAGUAGCAGUGGGCAUGCGGAGUCACUGGCUGCAACUCUUGCAGAACAUCGCCAACAUUUAGUUAGCAUACAGGGACUUGUUGAUCAACUAAAGGAAGUCAUUCCAGCAAUGCAGAUGUCAAUUUCAGAUCUCACUGAAGAAGUAAACAAUAUUUCUUCAACCAUGGUAGAUGGGUUUAGUGUGCAAUCAAGCACAACUGUUCAGUACCAAAGUGCUGGAAGACAGUUGGAAAGGUUGACUGAUGAAGUUGCUGAGAUGACUUCUAAAUUCUCCUCUGCUCAGAUUGAGAAAGUCUCCGGUAGUCCAACUUUGAAACUCCCUCAUUUAUUCAAUCUAACUCCAAAUUCAUUGGGGAAAGGCAACCAAGCACCAAAGCAGCAUCCUGUAGGUAGUCAAACCAAUCAGGAAACUUUGCCAGCCCCAAAAACAGUUUCACCUCCAGUUACAAUUGAUGAAGAUGGUGAAGCACAAGAGACUGAUGAUUAUUAUGCUCACAACAUUCGUCGUUCUGUUCGUGAAGCUGCACUAUCAAGCUCAUCAAGCAACUCAGAAUUGUUGCAGGAAAGAAGCAGUGAUGAUGGUUCUGAACACUUCUUUAUACCUCUAUCAACAACAGAUGCUGCUUCUCAGAAAGAAAUUGACUAUGUUCCUAACUGGAGAAAUCAACAACUGGUUUUCUCCUCGCCACGAGAAGUUCAGGCCCCGAUGAACAUGACAGAUCUUUCCUGUAAUGCCAAUAGCCAGCAAAGCUUCAUUCCAGAUAUGUUAAAUAAAUUGAAUGGACUGAAGGAGAACAAAAACCUGGCCAGGCUGUUCCAACCAUCCACUGAAAAAAUACAAAGAACGCAUCCUGAAGUUAACGACACUCUGGAUCAAGUUUUCUCACCUCCAUUGUUACUGGAAUCAUCAUUCUUCCAAGAUGCAUACGAGGACUUGCUCGCACCAUUAUCUGAAACUGAUGCUGCUCUCAUGGAACACUAGAGUUCCAUAUCCACCAUGGUGGUGGUAUUAUAUGCAGCUGAAGAGAAAGGUUAGAUGCAGCCGUCUUGGUCAGAGGGCCAACAUCAUACAUUUGUUUGCCAUGCGAUGGUGACUAACUUAAGCAACUGAAAUGUAAGGGUUUCUAAUUCGAGCUUGAAUUGUGUGAUGUAGUCUAAUUUACAUGCGAUUUCACUGUUGUUGUUGGUUGUUUUGAUGAUGGUAUCAUUUUCUCUACCCGGUGUGUAGCAGCUGUAAUUAUGUUGUAUCUUUUCCGACUUAACAAAAUGUCCUUCUUACCCUUCA
Musa acuminata subsp. malaccensis (wild Malaysian banana) is the source of this 2467-nucleotide messenger RNA. The record is from RefSeq and is a predicted model, not a curated record. NCBI's taxonomy places the organism in Eukaryota, Viridiplantae, Streptophyta, Magnoliopsida, Zingiberales, Musaceae.